AUCAAACUGCUUCUUUCUCUGUCUCCGUUUUUCUGAAAUCUCCUUCAAGAUUAAUUAGAGAUACUCUUCACGAUAUUCUUGUGAAGGCCAGUCUUUUAGAACUUUUGUUGGAGAUGGAGUGUCCUGCGAAAAAUGAUUUUUCAUUAUGUUUGGGUAUUCGUCUUGUGAUGUAUUCGUUCAGUUUUGAGUCCUACUGUUAUAGCCUCGUUUUUGAUAGUGAUUCAAGUUGUAUUCUAGCGUGAAUGUGCCUGUUUUCUUGUGUGUACUCGGCCUGAUAUAUUACAAAUUGGCGACGAGAAAUGGUUUCGGGUCCUCACAUUAUGUUUUAAUGGUUACAAAUGGGACUGUGGUGGACGUUUCCAGUUUUUUGUUGAAACGGAAAACUCAAGUAGGCCAGCUAAACGAGUUGAGUGGUAAAGACGAGCUCUGACUUCUUAGGCCCAUUUUGUUCGCUUGAAUGCUGACGUGGCAUUAGCAUGGCACAGGUGCUAGGACAGGUUGGUCCUUACUGUGAAGGGAAGGAGGGCUGGGCUUGUUAUGUGGAAAGGUUGGAACAGUUUUUCAUCGCAAAUGAUAUUACUGAAGCAUCCAAGAAAAGGGAUGUGCUUUUGAGUGGAAUUGGACCUUCAACAUAUUCGGUGUUGAGAAAUUUGAUGACCCCAGAUAUACCUUCAAGUAAGUCGUGUGAUGAGCUGAAAGCUACAUUAAAUGCUCAUUUUAAACCAAAGACGUUAGUGAUUGCAGAGUGCUUUCGUUUUUACAAGAGAAAUCAACAUGAAAAUGAGUCUAUUUAAGAUUAUAUUGUUGAGUUAAAGAACCUUGCAAGUACUUGUGACUUUGGGGAUUUUUUGUCAAUUGCUUUGCGGGAUAGGCUUGUUUGUGGUUUGCGUUCAGAGACUAUUCAGAGGAAGCUUUUAACAGAAAUUGACCUUACCUUUGACAAGGCAAAAAGAAUCACUGUAGCAAUGGAAUUAGCUCAAAAGAAUGCAGUUGAUUUGCAACCAUCAAGUUCAAGUAGUGGAUUAGGAGUUAACAAGAUGGAACAUAAACACAAUAAGAAGGCAAAAGCAAGUGCUUCAGCAUCUAAACCUGCUAAAGAGUGUUGGCAAUAUGGAGGAGAUAAACAUAAUGCAAAUUGCUCUAAGCAAGGUCACUCUGCAAAGAGGUGUAGAAGUGAAAAGAAGAAAACUGUACCAUCUGUGAAAACAAGUUUUCUUGGUACUUCAUCCAGUAAUGUUGGGUAUAGUAGUGAUGAAGAUUUGCAUACAAUCUUUUCUUGUAGAGGUGAUUCUAGGGCUACCUAGCAAGAAACAGUUUCUGUCAAUGAUGUUCCUUUGACUAUGGAAAUUGACACUGGAGCAGUAGUUUCAGUUGUUGGAAAUGCUUUUUAUGCGAAGUAUUUGCCACAUGUGCCUUUGGGUUCAUUUACAAAGCAACUUUAUUCUUAUUCUGGAGAGGUUCUUGCAACUAAAGGUGAAAUUUAGGUUGAUGUUGAGUUUAAAGGUCAAAAGGCUAAGUUACCAUUGGUUGUUGUUGAUGGUGACAAACCAGCUUUGUUAGGAAGAAACUGGUUGAUGGAAAUUAAGUUUGAUUGGAAUCAGCUGUUUGUGGUAAAUUAUGGUUUGGGUGAGGAAUUGGUUAAAAAGUACAAGAAUGUUUUUGAUGCUCAGCAUGGUGUUAUAAAAGGAUAUAAAGCAGACUUACUUCUUAAGAAAGAUGCUAAGCCUGUUUUUAAGAAGGCCCGUCCUGUUCCUUUUUCUUUGAAGGAAAUUGUGGAGAAGGAACUUAAUCGUUUGACCAAAGAUGGUAUUAUGGCACCAGUGAUGCAUAGUGAUUGGGCUUCUCCAAUUGUGGUAGUUCAAAAAACUGAUGGUAGAGGCAGAAUUUGUGGGGAUUAUAAAGUUUCAGUGAAUCCAGUCUUAGAUGUUGAUCAAUACCCGUUGCCAAACAUUGAGGACAUAUUUGCAACACUUUCAGGAGGAGUUUAUUUCAGCAAAUUGGACUUUUCCAAUGCAUAUCAAAAGUUAGAGCUUGAAGAGGAUGCGAAAGAUGUGUUAACCAUCAAUACUCACAAGAGGCUGUUCAGGAUAGAAAGGUUAAAUUUUGGUGUCGCUAGUGCACCAGCCAUAUUUCAGUCAGUCAUGGAUAGGGUGUUGUCUGGUGUGAAGAAUGUUAGAUGUUACUUGGAUGAUAUUCUGAUCACAACUAGAUCUAUUGAGGAGCAUAAGGAAAUCCUAUCAGAAGAAGUUUUGCAGAGGCUUGAAAGUCAUAACAUUAAAGCUAAACUCAGUAAAUGUGAAUUCUUCAAGUCUUCUGUCACUUACCUUGGAUACAAGAUAGACAAAGAAGGUUUGCAUCCAACUGAAGUGAAAAUCAGGGCCAUUAUUGAUGCACCUGCUCCAACAAAUGUUACAGAGUUAAGAUCCUGGCUUGGAUUGAUAAAUUAUCAUGAGAGUUUUCAAAGAAGUCUUGCCUCCAUUUUAGGCCCUUUGCAUGAGCUGCUAAGGAAGUAUGUACCAUGGGAGUGGUCAGAAGCAUGUCAGAAAGCAUUUGAAGCUUGUAAAGCACAGUUGAGCAGCAGUAAGGUACUAGUGCAUUACUAUACAGCUAAGCCUUUAAAGCUGGACUGUGAUGCAUCCAGUUAUGGAGUUGGAGCUGUGCUAUUACAUGUAAUGGAAGAUGGUUCAGAAAGACCAAUAGCAUAUGCUUCUAGAACAUUAAGUUCAAGUGAAAGAAAUUAUGCUCAAUUAGAGAAAGAGGCCUUAGCAAUGAUUUUUGGGCUAAAGAAAUUUCACAAGUAUCUCUAUGGGAGAACAUUUUCUUUGGUGACAGAUCAUAAACCGUUAACUUCUAUUCUUGGUGCACAAUCUGGUAUUCCAACACUAGCAGCAGCUAGAUUGCAACGUUGGGCUUUGAUCCUUGCAGCUUAUCAAUACAAAUUAUUGUACAGGAAAUCUAGUGAUCAUGCAAAUGCUGAUGCACUCUCUAGAUUACCAAGUGGAAAUUCACAGGAAGGAAAAGAGCCUUCAGUGUGUCAAGUUAGGUUUACUGAUUCUUUGCCAGUUUCUGCUAAAGAUAUACAGCAAGAGACAGGGACAGAUCCACUUUUGUCAAGAGUUCUUUCAUUUGUUUUGAAUGGUUGGCCAGAAGCUUGUGGCACUGAGGAGUUAAGGCCAUAUUUCAGUCGCAAGUUAGAGUUAUCUGCAGAGCAGGGGUGUGUAUUGUGGGGUACAAGGGUGAUUAUUCCACCAAAAUAUGGAAAUAGAAUGCUUGAAGAAUCACACGAAACACACCAAGGUAUCUGCCGUACUAAAGCGUAUGCCAGAAGUUACAUCUGGUGGCCAAAUCUUGAUUCACAGAUAGAAGAAUAUCUAAAGAGUUGUAAAAGCUGUCAAAUGUUUAGAAAUAAACCAGCACAGGCUCCAUUGCAUCCCUGGAAGUUUCCAGCAAGAGCCUGGCAGAGAAUUCAUAUUGACUAUGGUAUGUUUGACAAACAGAUGCUUUUGAUUGUCAUAGAUAGCUAUUCCAAAUGGAUAGAAGUGCACGAGAUGUCAACCAGUGGAGCAACCAUAGAUAAGCUGAGGUACAUUUUUGCAAGCUAUGGAUUGCCAAAGGAACUUGUUUCCGAUAAUGGUCCUCAGUUUGUUUCUGAAGAUUUUGACAUGUUCUUGAAAAGGAAUGGAAUUAAGCAUACUCUCAUUCCACCUUAUCAUCCAGCCAGUAAUGGAGCUGCAGAGAGAGCAGUGCAGACAGUAAAGCAAGCUCUAAACAAGAUGUGGCUAGAUCAUAAGAGAAAGGAUACUUCAGUAACAUGGUCAAGAAGAUUAGCUGAUUUUCUAUUGACUUAUCGUUCUACGCCACAUUCAGUUACAAAGCAAGCACCAUCAGAGUUAUUUAUAAAGAGAAUUCUGCGGACUAGGUUAAGUUUAGUAAAACCAAAUCUAGCUAGUGCGGUUGAAGAGAAACAGCAUCAGCAGAUAAAAUAUCAUGAUCAAAAGGGGGUUGAAAGUCGUGAGUUGAGAGAAAAUCAACCAAUGCUUGUUAGAAAUCACAGAGAUAGCAAGGAGAGAUGGAUCCCGGGAGUCAUUGUAAAGAAGAAAGGACCUCUUACAUAUUUAGUAAAGUGUGGGCAAAGAAUAAGAUUUGUGCACAUAGAACACCUUUCAAGUAGUGUGAUUCCACCAAAAGAGACAACAGAAGAGUUACCUGUUAUUCCAGAUGUAUUACCUUCAAUUGAAUUAGAGAAAAAAUGUGAUGGAACAGUUAUUGAGGACAAAGAUUUACCCAAUAAAAAGACCCCAGAGAAGGAAGAGUUACAGAUAGAGUCAGAAGUUCAAAAGUCUCCUGAGAUAAGAGUUGCAAAGACUCCUGAUGUGAGCUUACCAGCAAAGACUCCUGAAAGACGUUAUCCAACAAGAUUCAGAAGACCUCCCUCCAAGAUACUUGGACUUGGGUAAAUAAAAAAAACAGGUGGAACUAAAAGCCAGAAUAAUGCUUUUCUUCCUGUUUUCCAAGUGCUGGUAGUCAACCCAACACUUGUAGUUGAGUUGUUGUAUUAGUUCAUUCAUCUGCUAAAAGGACUUUUAAAUUACAGUAAAGGACUUUAAUAAAAGCAAAUCCAAUAAGUGUUGGACGUUUUUCUUUAAGGAAGGAAAAGUGUGAUGUAUUCGUUCAGUUUUGAGUCCUAUUGUUAUAGCCUCGUUUUGGAUAGCAAUUCAAGUUGGAUUCUAGCGUGAAUGUGCCUGUUCUCUUGUGUGUACUCGGCCUGAUAUAUUACACGUCUAAAACCUAUUGUUAUAUUCUUUUUAUUAUUUGUUCUUUUAAUUGUUAAGUUUACUGCCUUAAAGCUGUCAAAAAGGCUAUUUGAGGCCACCUUUACAAAAUUUGAAAUAUUUCAGUUCUUGGAGGCGGAAGUAGUAAUAGUUAAAGGAAAAAAUAAAAAUUGCACAUUUUAAUAGAAAAACAUCCAAAUUGGUGGAAGAUAGCAAACCCAGGACUUUAUGAAUUUAUUCAGAAAGAUCGAUGCAUGAAACAGUUUUAUGUAUUUUUUUAUUUGCUUUUUUCCAAAGCUAUUCGACGUUGAAAUUCAAUUCUCUAUCAGUAAUUACUAUCAGUAUCGUCUCUCGCUAUUUUCUUGAAUGAGGUCAUUUCCUGCAGGUAAAGCUUUGAGUGAAAUGUUUGAAAAGAAACCCACAUUGCAGUGAGAAACAUUGCUCUUACAUAAACGUAAGUCAACUUUGUAAUGCAUAAUUGCGAGGGAAUUCGAAUAUCUUAGAUAUUCGUGUCAGCUUGAAGUGCAAUAAGUAAUUCAAUUUGUUUCUGCUGCG
Rhopilema esculentum is the source of this 5327-nucleotide messenger RNA. The record is from RefSeq and is a predicted model, not a curated record. NCBI's taxonomy places the organism in Eukaryota, Metazoa, Cnidaria, Scyphozoa, Rhizostomeae, Rhizostomatidae.